Molecule: messenger RNA, 933 nt
Organism: Rattus rattus (black rat)
Lineage: Eukaryota; Metazoa; Chordata; Mammalia; Rodentia; Muridae
Gene: Iscu
Product: iron-sulfur cluster assembly enzyme
Exons: 5
Coding region: 41-544 (167 amino acids)
Biological process (GO): iron-sulfur cluster assembly; intracellular iron ion homeostasis
Cellular component (GO): cytoplasm; mitochondrial matrix
Molecular function (GO): 2 iron, 2 sulfur cluster binding; ferrous iron binding
Source: RefSeq, a predicted model, not a curated record
UUCGGCGUCGCAGAGGUCGACGCAGGUGCAAGCCGGCAAGAUGGCGGCGGCUGGAGCGGGCCGUCUGAGGCGGGCGGCGUCCGCGCUGCUGCUCCGGAGCCCGCGCCUGCCCGCCCGGGAGUUGUCGGCUCCUGCCAGGCUCUACCACAAGAAGGUUGUGGAUCAUUAUGAAAACCCUAGGAACGUGGGGUCCCUUGACAAGACAUCUAAAAAUGUUGGAACCGGACUGGUGGGGGCUCCGGCAUGUGGUGACGUCAUGAAACUGCAGAUCCAGGUGGAUGAAAAGGGGAAGAUUGUGGACGCCAGAUUUAAAACAUUUGGCUGCGGCUCCGCCAUUGCCUCCAGCUCCUUAGCCACGGAGUGGGUAAAGGGGAAAACGGUGGAGGAAGCCCUGACCAUCAAAAACACAGACAUCGCCAAGGAACUCUGCCUCCCGCCUGUGAAACUGCACUGCUCCAUGCUGGCAGAAGACGCCAUCAAGGCUGCCCUGGCUGAUUACAAACUGAAACAAGAGGCCAAGAAGGACGAGCCGGAGAAGCAGUGAGCCCUGGGGACGCUCCAGCCGCUCACAGCCGCUCACAGCAGGCCUCCUGCCGCCCUGCACAUCAGAGAAGCUACGCAAAACGCACACUACUCACUGUUUGCACUAUGGCUCUGAUACAAGCAAAAUGUGCCGUUGAUUACGCCUAAUCCUGUGUUCCUUUCAGCUCACGUGUGUCCUUAGUGCAGUUGAUGUCUUGAUUGAGUUUGUGACCUGGGACUGAAAUCAGCACCAAAGUCUUAAGCUCUGGAGAGUGACAGGGAGUUGUACCCAAGCUGCGGGGAGACAGCCAGCAGAGCGCCUUGUGCUGGCUCUGAUAGGAUCUAUCACUGUGUGUUUAGCAGAUCUGCAUGUAUAUUAUAAUAAAAAAUGUAAGACGAUGGUUUUCUCUA